AUGGCAUUACAGGCUGCUGGGGUUUCAACCUCCAAGGUGCUCGUCCUCGUUGGAGCAGGCUUGACCGGUUCUAUCGUUUUGAGGAGCGGGCGAUUAUCUGAUCUUAUUGCACAGCUUCAUGAGUUAUUGAAGGGUGUAAACGAAGCUGAGAUUUUGUCAGAGAAAUAUGAUGGUGCAAUUAUCAGAGCUCAGAUUCAACAAUUGGCUCAAGAAAUCAGGGAGUUAACCUUAUCUGGCCCUGUAACCAUCUUCAAGGAGAACUCUGCCUCCAGUGGGAAUUAUGCUUCAUAUUUAGUUCCAGCUGCUGCACUUGGUGCAAUGGGCUAUUGUUACAUGUGGUGGAAGGGCUGGUCAUUAUCUGAUGUUAUGUAUGUAACAAAGCACAAUAUGGCAAAUGCUGUAGCAGCUGUGUCCAAACAAUUAGACCAUGUCCAUGAAACAUUGGCUUCUACAAAAAGGCAUCUGACAAAGAAGCUGGAAAACUUGGAUUGGAAGAUGGAGGAGCAGAAGGAAAUAAGUGAGCUUAUUGCAAAUGAUGUGAAUGAGGUGAAAUCAAACCUUUCUCAAAUUGGGUUUGAUGUUGAAUUAAUUCAUCAAAUGGUCGCUGGGUUGGAAGGGAAGGUCGAGCUUAUUGAGAGCAAACAGGAUGCCACCAACUCAGGUCUAUGGUAUCUAUGCCAAGUAGCAGAAGGCUUCAAAGAUGGGUUGGAAACUAUACCAUUUCAGAAUGUCUCUGCUAAUCUAGGAAAGCAUUCAACAAUGGCUUUUGAGGAUAAAUCACUCAAGGGCCUACAAUUCCUUGCUGACACUAAAGAGCCAAGCAUGACUGAGAAAUCAACGACAAGCGCGAAAAAGAAUGUUCCCGACAACUUACCUGGGGAAAAGGUUCCAAGAAUGAAAACAAGAAUACACAGGUCAUAUCCAGUUGGGAUUUCUUUGACCCGGGACAUAACGGGCUCAGAUUUGUGA
Messenger RNA from Prunus armeniaca (apricot), 969 nucleotides. The record is from the annotation of a GenBank genome assembly. NCBI's taxonomy places the organism in Eukaryota, Viridiplantae, Streptophyta, Magnoliopsida, Rosales, Rosaceae.